UGUAAAACCUCGAACACACUCUCUCUCUCUUCACACACACACACACACACACAGAUACACACUCUCUCUCUCUCUCUCUUUCUUCUUCCCUCUUCCAAAUUCCAGAAUCUAGGGUUUCGAGUUUCAAUCCCUAAAUCUCCGUCUCACUGUCUCUCUCUCUCUCUCUCUCUCUCACACAACAGAUAAUGAAUCUCUAGGGUUCACAUCCUCCGUUUUUACAUUCUCUUCCGGGGCUAAAUGAGUCCUCUCCACCACACUCUCGCUUUCUGCUUCAUCUCUCUCCUCCUCCUACUCGGCGCCAACGCGGUAACCGAGCCUGAGCUCCGAUCUCUACUCGAGUUCCGCAAAGGCAUCCGCGACGAGGCCUCCAACCAGCGCAUCUCAUGGUCCGCAACGAGCAGCCUAACCGACCCCACCACUUGCCCCGAGAACUGGCCCGGCAUCUCCUGCGACCCACAAACCGGUUCAAUCGUCGCCAUUAAUCUAGACCGGCUCGGUUUAUCAGGAGAGCUCAAAUUCAGCACCCUAACCGGCCUAACCUCCCUCCGCAACCUCACUCUCUCCGGAAACAACUUCUCGGGCCGGGUCGUCCCUUCCCUCGGAGCCAUCUCCUCUCUCCAGCGCCUGGAUCUGUCGGACAACGGGUUCUACGGACCCGUCCCGGGUCGGAUCUCGGAUCUCUGGAACCUCAACCACCUCAACCUCUCCGCCAACAAAUUCUCCGGCGGGUUCCCGGUCGGCGGGUUCCGGAACCUCCAGCAGCUGAGAUCUCUCGAUUUGCGCGGGAACGAGCUCUGGGGAGACGUCCGGGAGAUUCUCCCCGAGCUGAGGAACGUCGAGUUCGUCGACUUGAGCUCUAACCGCUUCCACGGCGGCUUGUCUUCUCUAUCGAUCGAAAACGUCUCCAGCGUCUCCAACACUCUCCGUCACUUGAACCUGAGCCACAACGCGUUGAACGGAGGUUUCUUCGCCGCCGAUUCAAUCGCUUCGUUCAAGAGCCUCGAGGUCGUCGAUUUAGAGAACAACCAGAUCAACGGCGAGCUGCCGCGUUUCGGAUCGCAGCCUGGGUUGAGGAUCUUGAGGCUCGCGCGUAACCAGCUGUUCGGUACAGUCCCUGGAGAGCUGCUGCAGAGCUCGAUUCCGUUGCGAGAGCUUGAUCUCAGUCAAAACGGUUUCACAGGAUCAAUUAGUGAAAUCAAUUCGACGACUUUAACUCUGUUGAAUCUUUCCUCCAACGGCUUGUCCGGUGAUCUUCCGUCGAGUUUCAAAACCUGCUUAGUGGUAGAUCUGAGCGGGAACGCGUUUUCAGGAGAUGUGUCUGUUGUCGGAAAGUGGGAGGCUACUCCAGAGUUUCUUGACUUGAGCUCAAACACCUUGUCGGGAGCCUUGCCGAACUUUACUAAUACGUUUUCUAGGUUGAGCGUGUUGAGCAUCAGGAAUAACUCUGUCUCCGGUGGCUUGCCUUCUCUGUGGGAUGAUGAUUCAGGGGCUUCUUCUCAGUUCUCCGUGAUUGAUCUAAGCUCUAAUAAGUUCAGCGGCUCGAUCCCGCAAAGCUUCUUCGCUUUUGCAAGCUUGAGGAGUUUGAACCUUUCUAUGAAUAGCUUGGAAGGGCCGAUUCCUUUUCGCGGUUCGGGUGCUAGCGAGCUUAUGGCUAUAAGUUCUGAUCCUCAGAUGGAGUUGCUUGAUCUCUCGACUAACUCUUUGACCGGUGCGUUACCCGGAGAUAUAGGUACGAUGGAAAGAAUCAGAGUGCUGAAUGUUGCUAAUAAUAAGCUCUCCGGGGAGCUUCCAAGCGAACUCAACAAGCUUAGUGACCUUGAGUACCUUGACUUGUCGAACAAUGAUUUCAACGGUCAGAUUCCUGACAAGCUCCCUUCCGGAAUGGCGAGAUUCAAUGUGUCGUACAACGAUUUAUCAGGGAUCAUUCCUGAAAGCCUGAGAAGCUACCCGCAUUCAUCGUUCUAUCCUGGUAACUCCAAGCUAAGUCUCCCAGGUGGGACUCCUCCAGUGGGUUCUUCUAACGGUGAGCUGGCUGUGCAUGAGAAAGCGGGUCGUCAUAAUCAUUCGAGGCUUAGCAUUAAGAUAGCUAUCAUCGUCGCUUCGGUUGGAGCAGCUCUUAUGGUUCUCUUUGUUUUGUUUGUCUAUCAUCGAACACAGCUCAAGGACUUUCAUGGGAGGAAGAACGGAGCCACGACUAGAGACGCCAAAUUCGGACGCUCUACUCGUCCCUCCUUUCUCAACUUCACCUCAAACGCUGAACACCACCAGUCUUCAUCUCUGAGCUUCUCUAACGACCACUUGCUCACCGCGAAUUCACGGUCUUUAUCCGGGAUACCCGGGUCUGAAGCUGAGAUAACCGAGCAGUGUUUACCCGCCACUACAAUACCUAACCUCCUUGAUGAUUAUCCCGCAGCAUCUGGACGGAAGUCUUCUUCAGGAGGAGGCUCCCCUUUGUCUUCGCCUCGUUUUAGCGACCAGCCUGUGAUGUUAGAUGUUUACUCACCCGAUCGUCUGGCUGGAGAACUCUUCUUUUUGGAUGUCUCGUUAAAGCUAACAGCAGAGGAGCUAUCACGAGCUCCUGCAGAAGUGCUAGGUAGAAGCAGCCACGGGACACUAUACAAAGCGACUCUGGAUAACGGGCAUAUGUUGACCGUGAAGUGGUUGAGAGUUGGACUCGUGAGGCACAAGAAAGAUUUUGCGAAAGAAGCUAAAAAGAUUGGUUCGUUGAAACAUCCAAACAUUGUCCCACUGCGAGCAUACUAUUGGGGUCCCAGAGAACAAGAAAGGCUUCUUCUCUCUGAUUACUUGGGAGGAGAAAGCUUGGCCAUGCAUCUAUACGAGACUACUCCUCGUAGGUAUUCUCCAAUGUCUUUCACCCAAAGACUAAAAGUUGCGGUUGAAGUUGCGCAGUGUCUUCUUUACCUUCACGAUAGAGCGAUGCCGCACGGGAACUUAAAGCCUACAAACAUUAUCCUCACGAGUCCUGACAACACAGUGCGGAUAACGGAUUACUGUAUUCACCGUCUGAUGAGUUCCUCUGGUGUAGCGGAACAGAUCCUAAACAUGAGUGCACUCGGUUACUCAGCUCCUGAACUUGCAUCAGCUUCUAAACCAGUUCCAACGCUCAAAUCCGAUGUCUAUGCGUUUGGAGUGAUACUUAUGGAGCUUCUGACUAGACGGAGCGCAGGUGACAUAAUCUCGGGUCAAUCAGGAGCCGUUGAUCUGACGGAUUGGGUGAGGUUGUGUGAUCAGGAAGGUAGGAGAAUGGAUUGCAUAGACAGAGACAUUGCAGGUGGGGAAGAAUUCUCAAAGGCCAUGGAGGAUGCACUUGCUAUUGCAAUCAGGUGCAUUGCCUCUGUAAAUGAAAGGCCUAACAUCAGACAAGUUCUUGAUCUUCUUAGCUCAUUAUCUUCUUGAGAUUUGUUUUUUUUUUGUUCCUUUGUAUAUCUCUAUGGAUAUCUCUAUUCAUCCAUCAUCCCAUUUUUUCUUUCUUUGUGGUUUUAUGUUUCUCCAGUGGUUUUGAUCAGAUGAUUCAGAUUCUCAGGUGUUCUUACAGUUUUAUAUUUUGUUGAUUAUUUUUCCCUUCCUUUGUAAAGGUAGAAGAAAAACUAAUCCCAUUGAUUCUGACGGAACAAAGUUUCAGUUUGGUUA
Molecule: messenger RNA, 3651 nt
Organism: Raphanus sativus (radish)
Lineage: Eukaryota; Viridiplantae; Streptophyta; Magnoliopsida; Brassicales; Brassicaceae
Product: probable inactive receptor kinase At5g10020
Exons: 3
Coding region: 238-3417 (1059 amino acids)
Biological process (GO): protein phosphorylation
Molecular function (GO): protein binding; ATP binding; protein kinase activity
Source: RefSeq, a predicted model, not a curated record